AUGGCAGUGAAAAGGAGUAAGAAAUUACGUACAGAACCAGGCAAGUCAGUUUGUGCCGCCGAUAUUUUAAUAAAAACAACUAGUAACAAAAGUGUUCAAAAUAAGAAAUCCAAAAGAUUUGAAAACUAUCAGGAUAAUUUUAAUGAUAUAGAAAGCAGCAGGCAAGAUUGUGAGAUAAAUAUAUUAGAAGAAGUGACUACUGAAAGAGACAUAGAAGAAAAUGAGCUCGUAUUGGAUGACAAAAUAGGAUUUUUUUUAAAAAACACACCUGAACAUAUUGAAACUACCCAGAAGAUAGAUCAUGAAGUUAUAAAUAAUAAUAUGAUUUCCUUAAUAAAUUACACUACUCCUCUAUCACCAAAUGAUGUGCAUUUAUUAAGCAAAAAUCGAAAAGGUGACAAAGAGAACUUGCCAUUUAUAGUGAUAAAUGAUAAUGAUUUGCCACCAUGUUUGCAAUCAACAAAUCAAACAAAUGUUACAAUAACUUCCAAUGUAAAAUUAGACUGUAAGGAAAGAAAAACACAGAAAAACUUAAGGAUCCAAAUAGAUGCUGGCGCUAAAGUUAUUACGCAAUCAGCACUGAAAAUGAAAUUAUUUACAAGGGAUAAAAUAAAUAAAAUAAACAAUGAUUCAAGCGUAACGGACAAAAAUAAUAAAUACAUAAAUAUGCAAAAAGAAGAAAAUACAACACGAAAACGAAAAAGUAUGACUAGAACCACAUGCGUAAAGCGUGAAAAAAGGAGUAAAAUUAAUAAAAUCAAAACAAAAUCAAGGAAAACAACAUCUGUGAAUAAGAAGAAAUUUAAAAAAAAAAUUAGUGAAUCAAGCUCUGAAAUUUCCGACUUUCAAUUGAGUAUAGCAGAAUCAGAUGAUUCGGAAUAUGAAACAUUAAAUGACUACAUAAAAAUCUGUUUACAAGAUCAGUCGGAAAAAGAAAACUUGGAGCCGGACCCGAUCCCGUUUGGAAUCAGUGAUAUUGAGUAUUUCACAGGCAAUGUUGAUAAUAUAAACGAAGGUGACUGGCUCAUAGCUAAAUUUGCUACGAAAAAAAGCGUCGAGCACUUUGUUGGAUGGAUUUUAUUUAUUAGAAAUAAUAUCCCUACAAUAGAAUUUCUAAGGAAAGUUAAAAAUACUGCAAAUAGCAAAAGAUUAACCUUUACGUAUCCACCUGUCAAAGAUAUUUAUGAAAUGCUUCACGUAGAUGACGUUGUUCUCGUCUUACCGUUACCGUCUUACCUUAGAAGGGGCCAAGUUAUGUUCGAAGUUGAUUUUUCUAGUUAUAAUAUACAAUAA
This is a messenger RNA of Parnassius apollo (apollo), 1293 nucleotides long. NCBI's taxonomy places the organism in Eukaryota, Metazoa, Arthropoda, Insecta, Lepidoptera, Papilionidae. The record is from the annotation of a GenBank genome assembly.